AUGGGUGCCUCGGCUUCCAAGAACUGGCUAGUCGGUGUUUCCGCGCUGGAGCCGGAACCCGAGGAGCCGCUGGGUCUGGGCCAGCUGCCCACGGAGCUGCUGGAGAUGGUGCUGAGCCACGUGCCCCCUCACGUGCUGCUCGGGCGCUGCCGCCGGGUGUGCCGGCGCUGGCGCGACCUGGUGGACUGCCAGGCCCUGUGGCUGAGCAUCCUGGCCCGGAAACGCGCCGCCCUGUGGCCCGUCCUCCGCACCUGCCUGCCCGCCGCCGCCGACGACCCCAGGCCCUGCGUCCUGGGCCGCUUCUGCGAGCUCUGACCCAUAGGACGCAACCUCCUCCGGAACCCCAGGAGCGAAGGGGGGGAGCCCAGGAAAGGGGUCCUCAUGGGAGCCUGGCCAGGGCUGUGGUGGUGUUUGAAAAAGAAGCAAGUGUUGGACCUGGAGAAGGAGGGAUUUUGGCCAGAACUCCUGGAUAGCGGAAAGAUUGAGAUUUCUGUCUCUGACUGGUGGACCGGCCGACAAGGCACUGACAAUAUAUAUCAUCUAAUUAUCCAACUUCUAGAUGCCGACCAGUCCGUCCUGGAUCAUUUCUCUUCUGUGCCUAUGCCCAUUCGGCAGUGGAGAAACAGCACUUACCUCUUUUCCUCCCUACAGGCCAGCCACGUGUUCUCCAACCUCAAGAAGGGCGUUCGCUUUGUGUCUUUUGAAUGCUUCAUCUGGGACUUGGAGUUCAGGAAUGAGCAGUAUGGAGGCUCUGUGAUGAAUUCCAGUGUCACCGUGCAGAUUCUGGAAGCUACUAUAAGAAAGUUCCUCCAUCAGAUUUACUGGCUGCUGCUGCUCUACGGCAGCCCCUGUUUUACUGAGUGGAUACACAGUGAUAAGCACAGGGAAAUGCUGGAUGGUUGUGGAGGAAGAGAAGUCCAUGAAGCCUCACUCCGUCACUCUCCUUCCCUGCCACAGGUCUCCCACGUCUUUACCAACUUUGGCAAGGGCAUCCGCUACGUGUCUUUUGAGCAGUAUGGAAGAGACACACGUUCCUGGGUGGGGCGCUAUGGCGCCCUUGUGACCCACUCCAGCGUGAGGGUCAGGAUCCGCCUGUCCUAGCUAAGCGGCCUGAUCCAGCCUUCCGGGACAGACUGCCAUCUGCCAGACACCGUCAUCAGUCAAGGUCGGCUCUGCAGCCAGGAGCCGGAGGAUGCCCGGGGACAGUGGGGGUCCCGUGUAGCCUGUUCCCGGAAUGUUUCCGGUGAACCCCACUUGCUGCUGCUUCAGCGUGGUGGCCCCCAUGCGAUUCGAGAAACCAGGGAUCCAACCAGGUUGGUCACUUUGCUUCCCCAGCUUCCCAGGGGGAGUGUCAAAGAGUAACUAAGAGACCUGUACUUGCAAAUUUUUUUCUCACAUGUGUGGAGAUCAGUUGACAGACUGAGUGAAAAAACAAAGGCCAAACCAGGAUUUCAAAUAGAGGAAAGCUGCUGACAAUCUUGGACAAGGACUCUUACCAGCAUGUUUUGGGAGCAAGGUGAUUGCCGGCAGGGAGCAGAGAUCCUUGAGGGGACCGACAGCAGCCUCAAAGGGAACUCUUCCUGUUGUUUUAGGGAGUCUCUGGGAUUCGGCAGUGGGGUCCGUGCAACCUCCUCCAGCACCACGCCCAUCAGCACCUCCCUUCUGGGCCAGACUGGCGCCAUUUCUUUCAGAAUUUCUGAGGCCAGUUCUGCGCUGACCCACAAACUGUAUCCUCCACCCCACCUCCUGCCCCUGCCUCAGGGGCAGCUCGCCUCCUGUCAGGCGACAGCCUGCUUUUCUCCACACUUGAGCCCACUUGGAGAUGGACCCCAGGAGCAAGGCGUGCUGUGAAGGAAAGCUCUCCUUUCCCCAACUGAGCGCAGCCAACAAGCUCGCUCAAUAAUAU
This is a messenger RNA of Kogia breviceps (pygmy sperm whale), 1906 nucleotides long. The record is from RefSeq and is a predicted model, not a curated record. Lineage: Eukaryota; Metazoa; Chordata; Mammalia; Artiodactyla; Physeteridae.